Messenger RNA from Sciurus carolinensis (gray squirrel), 7241 nucleotides. RefSeq names its product peroxidasin like (gene Pxdnl). Lineage: Eukaryota; Metazoa; Chordata; Mammalia; Rodentia; Sciuridae. The record is from RefSeq and is a predicted model, not a curated record. Gene Ontology annotation, biological process: response to oxidative stress. The transcript is spliced from 23 exons. Gene Ontology annotation, molecular function: peroxidase activity; protein binding; heme binding. The coding region runs from base 75 to 4478 and encodes 1467 amino acids.
ACCACCACUGCUGUUGCUGCUGCAGCUGCUGCUGUCACAUCUGUGGCUUUGCCUGUCCAGCCACGGAUGGAGCGAUGGAGCCCAGACUCCUCUGCUGGACCACUUGCUUCCUCCUGGCCAGCUGGUGUCUGCCGGUGCUGCCCUGCCCCAGCCGGUGCCUUUGCUUUAAGAGCACCAUCCGCUGCAUGCACUUGAUGCUGGAUCACAUUCCUCAGGUACCACAGCAGACCACGGUCCUAGACUUGAGGUUCAACAGAAUAAGAGAAAUUCCAGGGAGCGCCUUCAAGAAACUCAAGAAUCUGAACACUCUUCUUCUGAACAACAAUCAAAUCAGAAAGAUUUCCAGGACUGCUUUUGAAGGACUUGAAAAUUUGCUGUAUCUGUACCUGUACAAGAAUGAAAUCCAUGAACUAGAUAAGCAAACAUUUAAAGGACUCAUAUCCUUGGAACAGCUGUAUAUCCAUUUCAACCAAUUAGAAACACUACAUCCAGAGACCUUUGGAGACCUUCUGAAAUUAGAGCGACUAUUUUUGCAUAACAACAAAUUAUCUACAAUCCCAGCUGGGAGCUUUUCUCAUCUGGAUUCACUAAAAAGACUGCGUCUGGACUCCAAUGUUCUGGUUUGUGACUGUGAUUUAAAGUGGCUGGGCGAACUUUUACAAGGCUAUAUCCAGAAUGGCCAAACUCAGGCGGCUGCUACAUGUGACCGCCCCCAAGGACUCCAUGGGCGCCCGAUUGCGUCUGUAACCGUGGAGGAAUUUAAUUGCGAAAGUCCCCGAAUUACUUUUGAGCCCCAAGAUGUGGAGGUAACCUCUGGACAUACUGUCUAUUUCACUUGCCGAGCUGAAGGAAAUCCCAAACCUAAGAUUAUAUGGAUACAUAACAACAAUUCACUGGAUCUUGAGGAUGACACUCGUCUUAACAUGUUUGAUGAUGGGACACUCAUGAUCCGGAACACGAGAGAGUCGGACCAAGGUGUCUAUCAGUGUAUGGCCAGGAACUCUGCCGGGGAAGCCAAGACACAAAACGCCAUGCUCAGAUACCACAGUCUCCCAGCCAAACCUAGCUUUGUAAUCCAGCCCCAGGACACAGAGGUUUUAAUUGGCACCAGCACGACUUUGGAAUGCAUGGCCACAGGCCACCCGCACCCCCAUAUUACUUGGACUAGGGACAAUGGAGAAGCACUGGAUGGAUCCAGGCACGUAGAAACCUCCAGUGGACUCCACUUACAGAGCAUCACCCUGAGGGAUCACGGUGGAUUCACCUGUCAUGCCAACAAUAGCCAAGGCUCUGUUCAUGCCACAGCCAACAUCAUUGUACAAGCUCCACCACAGUUUACAAGAAGCCCCAAGGACCAGGUGGUGUUGGAAGAGCAUGCUGUAGAACUUCUUUGUGAAGCUGAAGGCCGCCCACCACCAGUGAUUGUCUGGACCAAAGCAGGAAGACAGCUCCCUCUGGAAGACCGGCACACAGUUCUUUCCUCCGGCACUCUGAGAAUUGACCGUGCGGCACAGCACGAUGAAGGUCAAUACGAAUGCCAAGCAGUCAGUCCGCUGGGGGUGAAAAUGGUGUCUGUCCAACUGACUGUAAAGCCCAAAGCUCUCCCAGUAUUUACUCGACUUCCUCAGGAUGCAAGGGUAGAUGUUGGAAAGAAUAUAAACAUUUCAUGUCAUGCUCAAGGAGAGCCACAGCCUGUAAUUACUUGGAGUAAGGCAGGUAUACAGAUUACUGAGAGUGGUAAAUUCCACGUCGACACUGGAGGCACACUGACCAUCUACGAUGCAGGGCAGGCUGACCAAGGAAGAUAUGAAUGCCUGGCUCGGAAUUCAUUUGGCCUUGUUGUGGCAAACAUGUUUCUUACAGUCACUGCAAUACAGGUUAGACAAGCUGGCGAUGACUUUGUCGAAUCAUCUAUUCUUGAUGCCGUACAGAGGGUUGACAGUGCAAUUAACUACACACGAAGACAUUUGUUUUCACAAAAACCUCGCACUCCCAGUGAUCUGCUGGCUCAAUUUCGUUACCCAAGUGACCCAUUUACUGUGGAGACAGCAAGAGCAGGGGAGAUUUUUGAGCACACGCUGCAGCUGAUCCAGGAACGUGUGAAGCAGGGGCUGACAGUUGAUCUGGAAGGCAGAGAAUUCCGCUACAAUGAUUUGGUUUCUCCACGGUACCUUGGUCUCAUCGCCAAUCUGUCUGGUUGCACAGCCCACAGACAUCUGCCUAACUGCUCUGACAUGUGCUUUCAUCAGAAGUACCGGACCCACGACGGAACAUGCAACAACCUGCAGAAACCAAUGUGGGGAGCGUCCCUUACAGCCUUGGUGCGCGUCCUGCAGCCUGCCUAUGAGAAUGGCUUCAAUUCGCCCCGCGGGGCCGGCCGCCACAAUGGGGCGGGUCGCUCUCCGCUCCCUCUGCCAAGACUGGUUUCCACCAUGUUGGCUGGCACAGCAGCGGUCACUCCAGACCACAGGUACACACACAUGCUUAUGCAGUGGGGACAGUUUUUGGACCACGACUUGGAUCAUACGGUGCCUGCACUGAGCACCGCUCGCUUUUCAGAUGGGCAGCCUUGCAGCUCUGCCUGCACUAAUGACCCCCCUUGCUUCCCUAUUGCCAUUCCGCAAGAGGAUCCCAGGGGCGCCCAAGCACCCUGCAUGUUCUUUACGCGCUCCAGCCCCGUGUGUGGCAGCGGCACGACCUCUCUGAUGAUGAAUUCAGUCUAUGCUCGAGAGCAGAUCAACCAGCUCACAGCCUAUAUUGAUGCUUCCAGUGUUUACGGGAGCUCAGAGCGGGAAUCCCAGGUUCUCAGAGAUCUUUCUGCACCUGGGGGACUGCUGAGAACCGGCUUGCUUUGGUCCUCUUCUGGGAAGCACUUACUGCCCUUUUCUGCAGGCCCGCCCACCGAAUGCACUAGAGGUGAACAAGAGAGCCACAGCAGCCCCUGUUUCCUGGCGGGGGACCACAGGGCUAAUGAGCAGCUGGCUCUGACGGCAAUGCACACCCUGUGGUUCCGGGAACACAACAGGGUGGCCUCAGUGCUAUCUGCCCUGAACCCCCACUGGGAUGGAGACACCCUUUAUCAGGAAGCCAGAAAGAUUGUGGGUGCAGAACUGCAGCACAUCACUUACAGCCACUGGCUGCCCAAGAUUCUUGGGGACCCUGGCAUGAAGAUGCUGAAGGAGUACCAGGGGUAUGAUCCCAAUGUAAAUGCUGGGAUCAUUAACGCUUUUGCCACUGCAGCCUUUAGAUUUGGCCACACAUUAAUCAAUCCUAUUCUUUAUCGAUUGAAUGAUACCUUUGGUGAAAUUCCUGGAGGCCACCUCCCACUCCACAAAGCUUUCUUUUCACCAUCCAGGAUAAUCCAGGAGGGUGGGAUAGAUCCACUCCUUCGGGGGCUAUUUGGCGUGGCCACUAAAUUGCGGGUGCCCUCCCAGCUUCUCAACCUUGAACUAACAGAGAAGUUGUUCUCCACUGCCCAUUCUGUGGCCCUGGAUUUGGCUGCCACCAACAUUCAAAGGGGCCGGGACCAUGGCAUCCCACCAUAUGUUGACUACAGAGUUUUCUGUAAUUUGACUUCUGUUGAGAACUUUGAGGAUCUUCAGAACGAAAUUAAAGAUUCAGAGAUAAUACAAAAACUGAAAAAGUUGUACAGCACCCCUGGUGACAUUGAUUUAUGGCCCGCCCUGAUGAUUGAAGACCUGAUCCCUGGUACGAGAGUGGGACCAACACUUAUGUGCCUGAUUGUUACCCAGUUUCAGCGGCUAAGAGAUGGAGAUAGGUUCUGGUAUGAAAAUCCUGGAGUUUUUACCCCCGCACAACUCACUCAGCUGAAACAGGUGUCACUGGGCCGUGUGCUUUGCGACAAUGGUGACAACAUUCAGCAGGUUCAGGCAGAUGUCUUUGUAAAGGCAGAAUACCCACAGGACUACCUGAGUUGUAGGGAGAUCCCAAGGAUGGAUUUGCGAGUGUGGCAAGACUGCUGUGAAGACUGCAGGAGUAGAGGGCAACCUAGAGCAUAUACAGGACAAUCUCGAAAGAAACGCUCUGCUCAGCGCAGCUACUCUGGCAAGAAAGAUGUGGGCUUAAGUGAUCCAAUUAGUAGGCAACAAGACGGCUUGAACAUGGAUGAAGAUGCUACAAAUGUGCUGCUUCUGGAAAAAACAAAGUUUGCCCAGGAUUUCAGCAAGGUUGCAGUGGAAAUUCAGAAAACCAUCACAGCUCUCAGAGAGCAGAUAAACAAGCUAGAGGCACGCCUAAGGCAGGCAGGAUGCACAGAUGAUAAAGGGACACAGAGGAGAGACGGGGAGCGCUGGAUGAAAGAAGACUGUAUUAACUGUACCUGUGAGAGUGGCCAAGUCAUGUGCAUGGUGGAGACUUGUCCUCUGGCUCCAUGUCUCAGUCCUGAAUUGGUGAAAGGAAGCUGUUGUCCAGUUUGCAGAGAUCAAGGCAUACCAGCUGAUGCCUCAGAGGAACACUAGCCAAUAUCUGCUCUUGAGCCCUGAAUAGAGAAUUUCUCAGGGAGAGACAAUUAUGGGUUUGACUUUUAACCUGUAGUCAUAUCCUUGAUAUGGAAACCACUGAUUUAAGAACAAGCUAGUUCAUUUAAACUUUAGACAUAUUGAACAUCUUUUAUCUCUUCAUUUUCUAAUAAGCUUUGGAAUAAUACAAAACUAAAAAGACUAUAAAGGGCAUAGGAAUUAUUUCAUCUUAAGAAAAUUUUCUAUGGAUACGAAAGAAUAUCAUAUUUUUAAAAAUGUAAGCACUGUGGAAACUAUCCAUCAAAAUUCAGCAAUUUCAUUAUCUGAAGGAAUUUUGAGAGAAUGAGUUUUGCAUGUAGAGAAAAUAUCUGGAAAGAUCUAUACUAAAUCUGACAAUGUUGUGAUGCUGUUCUCCCCACCCAACUCUUUUCUUAGAACUACAUCCUUGGCAGGUGGCAGAUUUUGCUGGGGAGGUGCUUGUCUUAACUUUCAUUAGUUUCUAACUUCUGAGACAUUAAGGAAAAGUCAGUGAAAGAAUAUCAUUAUUUUAGGGAGCUUGUCAGUUUUGCAUGUGGCUGGAAAAUGCAAACUGUAUGAGAGAGAGACUUCAAAGCAGAAUUUCUCAGUAUCUGCCUUUCUCUUACUUGUCAUUACUACAAGUCAUGAGAUGUCAACAUUGAAAUAUAGCCAACACUGAAAUUCAGGUGCAAUCUGAAUUUACUAUCCAAAAGGUUGAAAAGUGUUUUUGACUUUUACAAAAGGUAUUGCUAUGGAAUUCUCCUAAUUUUGGUGCUCUUACAGCAUUUCUUACAAAAUCCCAUAGAAAACUGAUGAAUUUUUACUCAGAAAUGAGUAUUAAGCAAAUUAGAAGAUUAGUAACAUUAGUAUUAAUAUUAGAAUGAAAAUAUGACGUAAAAUGUGAUGUGUAACCAUAUGUGCCCAUAUAUUGGGGUUGGAUGCAGUUGUGGGUAAAUAUCUUUAAAUAACACUUUGUGCCAAAACUUCAUGUAGUGUCCUGCCAAGACAGGAUCUCAGGGAGAUAUCUCUACUGAUUUCCAAUCACAAAAUAAAUUUUUUUUAAAGCAGGCAUAAUUUCCCAAUAUUUAGAGUUAUUAUACAACAUUCUACAUUAGUUUUAGUCUAGAUAUUCUUGUGAUUUUAGUAUCAUGAAUGUAGAAAGAUGUUUUGGAGUUUGAUAAAAUGAGUACUAUAAUUUAAAAAUGUGCUAUUUUUUGCUUUUGUAUAUAUAAAUAUUGGUGCUAGAUAUUGAAUUCAGGGCCUCACACAUGCUAAGAACAUGUUUUACGACUGAUCUACACCCUUAGUUUUAUAUUUAGUGUGUCAUUUUUGGAAGUCAUAUUGCUUAUGAUAAAAACUUCAAAUGUUUCCCAAAGUUAUACAGAUCCCUGCUCUCCAUUUCUAUAUGGAGAAUAUGAUUACUCAAAUAUGAUUACUCCUUUCUGUUUCAGGGUAUGUGUAUCUGUCUGUGCUUGUGCAUGUACAUUUUUCCAUGUAUGUAUUCUAUGAAACACAAACAUUGCCAAUAUUUCUUCCUAAGUGAUUUUGUCUACGUAAAUUUAAAACAUUAGAAAUCCAAGUGCAUUUGUUAACAACAUUUUAAUAUAUGACAUUAUGCUAAAAAGUCUCCUUGAGAUAACAUUUACUGUUUCUAAUUUGUGAUACUUUUCUGACCUGGGACAAAAGGAUUUAAUAGAUUUGACAUUGUCUGCUCUCACAGGUAGGUGUAUAUAAAGAAUGGGAAGCUCACUUUGCUUUCUUUAUGGGCUCACUCUUUUUCUGAUUUCUUCUAAUUUAGAAAAACAAAAGUUUUUAACCAGGCUGUGUGAUUGUGUGAGAAGGUACAAAAAUAUCUCCUCCACAGGAGCACUUUAAUUUCUUUCCUAUGACCCCUGCACACAAAUGGCCACACUGCACACAGAACAGCAGGAUAUGAAGUUGAAGGAGUAUACACUACUUUUAUAUGUGACUGGCAGUUGAAAAUAGAGCACUUAUCUGACAAACAAUCUUUAACACUCAGGACAAAUAACAGAGUACAAGAAAAAUGAUUGUUUCUACUGAUUUAUUUGUUUUCCAGGACUGCAUUUGUGGGUGAGGGCAAAGGUAGGGAAAAUAGGUUUUCCAGUAAAGUUUUUUUAAACCAUUUUAAAAAUUAAGUUUAACUGUGAAGUUAAUGUCUACUCACUGAACUGUACUUACUACAGCUAUCCCAGGACCAAUGUCACGUAUUCCUUCUAAGCUUCUGUUUUAGAUAAAAUAUAGUUCAUUAGUAGGUCAAAUCAAGUUCAAGGACAACUCACAUAGAAAUCCUAUCUUCCACGUUAACUGAAAUGUGCACUAUUAAAAGACACAUUUAGUUGAAUGUCCUCAAAAGUUAUUGGCAUGGUAGAAAUUUAUGAAAAAUAAUGUAAAAUCUGUUUUCCUGAAUAUGUAAAAUGAGAGAUGAUAUAAAGACAAAUGAUUCUAAAAGCUGUAUCUUAAAUAUAACAUUGUAUGUUCUAUUUUUUGCCCUGGUGUAAGAUAAUUUGAUAACUUUUAAUAUAAGCACCAGAAAUGAGUCAAUAUUUAAAUCUGCAUUUUAAAUAUAAACCAGGGGAAAAGAAUAUGUAAUGUUUUCUAAUACUGUGAGGCACAUUUUCUUUUCUGUUAAUAAACUUUUAAAAGAAAUGAGAAUUCCUUCAAACAUAAUUACUAACCAAAAUAACUUAACUCAAAAGUAUGUGUGUGUGUAUUAUGUAAAGCAAA